Messenger RNA from Sphaerodactylus townsendi, 2856 nucleotides. It is a transcript of the gene SRSF1, whose product is annotated as serine and arginine rich splicing factor 1. Gene Ontology annotation, cellular component: cytoplasm; nucleus; ribonucleoprotein complex. The record is from RefSeq and is a predicted model, not a curated record. NCBI's taxonomy places the organism in Eukaryota, Metazoa, Chordata, Lepidosauria, Squamata, Sphaerodactylidae. Bases 244 to 990 code for a protein of 248 amino acids. Gene Ontology annotation, molecular function: mRNA binding. The transcript has 4 exons.
CCAUUUUGUGACGGUCGUUGGAGCCUGAGGAGGAGCCGCCGCCGCCGCCGCCGCCGCCUGUUCCGCGCCUCAGCCCUCUUCCGACCUUCCCUUUCCACUCGGUUCCGUCCGGGCCUCUCCUCCUCCCCCUGCCCUCUCGCCCCUUCCUCCCCCUCACGCCUCCCUCCGGGCUCGCUCCGGCCCUAAUUCCUCUUCGCGCGGCGGCCGGCCGACCCACCAACCGCAGCCAUUGCAGACCUCGCCAUGUCAGGGGGCGGCGUGAUCCGCGGCCCGGCCGGCAACAACGACUGCCGCAUCUACGUGGGGAACCUGCCGCCGGACAUCCGCACCAAGGACAUCGAGGACGUCUUCUACAAGUACGGCGCCAUCCGGGACAUCGACCUCAAGAACCGGCGCGGGGGGCCGCCCUUCGCCUUCGUCGAGUUCGAGGACCCCAGGGAUGCAGAGGAUGCCGUGUAUGGACGGGAUGGAUACGAUUACGAUGGGUACCGUCUGCGAGUAGAGUUCCCUCGAAGUGGCCGGGGCACUGGCCGGGGAGGCGGUGGAGGAGGAGGUGGUGGAGCCCCAAGGGGCCGAUAUGGACCCCCCUCUAGACGCUCAGAGUACAGAGUGGUAGUAUCGGGACUGCCUCCCAGUGGAAGCUGGCAGGAUUUAAAGGAUCACAUGCGUGAAGCAGGUGAUGUAUGUUAUGCAGAUGUUUUCCGAGAUGGGACUGGUGUCGUGGAGUUUGUACGGAAAGAAGACAUGACCUACGCAGUUCGAAAACUGGAUAACACUAAAUUUAGAUCUCAUGAGGGAGAAACUGCCUACAUCCGUGUUAAAGUUGAUGGUCCAAGAAGUCCAAGUUAUGGAAGAUCUCGUUCUCGCAGCCGUAGUCGUAGCAGGAGCCGUAGCCGAAGCAACAGCAGGAGUCGCAGUUACUCCCCAAGAAGAAGCAGAGGAUCUCCACGCUACUCUCCCCGCCACAGCAGAUCACGUUCUCGUACAUAAAUGAUCCUUAAUGGUGCUCUUUUUGUAGAACCCCCAUGUUGUAUGCAGUUUUCUUUUACUCAAAGGCAGUUUUUUUUUAAAUUCAAGCUGUUUUACUCAAAUUGGCUAAAGUGUUGGAUUGCAUUUUUGUAUAAUAUCCCUAGUGAGUAUUUGCUCCUUAACAUGAACAUUUCCUCACAUCUUUGAUAAAAUGUAUUUUAACUGGUGUCACAGGCAGAGUUCUCUCCAUUUAGCUAUAGUCUGCCACCCACACUUUUCCAGCCGUGAUAUUGCUGUGUAAAAUGUCUGUGUUCAACUAUGGUUUCGACAGACUGGGGAUGUUGGGGGGUUGUUUGGGUUUGACUUGUCUCUCCUGGGGAGCUUACAUUUUAUCUUGCCUUUUCGUGUGUCUUUCUGUAGACAUAUCUGAAGAGAUGGAUUAAGAAUGCUUUGGAUUAAAGGAUUUUGGAGCACAUGUCAAUCAUUUUAGGAUUAUCAAAAGGAGGAUUGAGGAGGAUCAGAUCAAUAAUGGAGGCAAUGGUAUGACUCCAAGUGCUAUUGUCACAGAUGAAAUUGGCAGUAUUGACCUUAUACUGAACGCUGCAUACUCUUGUUUAUUAUCUUGUCCCACCGUGCUUUGGUUAGGAAUUUAGGUCUGGAUUGCUAUGGUCAUCUAAUUACCAUUGAUGGCAGUUGUGCCGGUAUGGCUCUUUCAGGCCCAGGGGGUGGGGGAAUACUGACUGGCUUCAAUUAUCAGCCGUUGAUUACAGGUUCUAUGUAUUGGAAAACUAGUCAAUGCCAGUUUCUUCAAACCUGUGGGUAUAAUCUCAAUACUGCUAAAAUCUGCAUGUCCUCUGUGUGACUGAUAUAGCAUUACUGUUUCACCUUAAAAUUAACUGAAUGAAAGGUGAGAGGUGGAAAAAAACGCCCCUUGAUGGGAUUUACUCUGAAGUCUGCCCCCUUUCCCUUCAUGCAAAGUCAGCUGACUCACUGGCACGUUUUAAGAUUUCAGUUAACUUUGAUUAACCUUCCAGACUGGAGGGCAGUAAUGAGCUUUUAGUUUUAGACAUGCAGUAGAUGGAUAGCUUUAGCAAUAAGUUUUUGCAACUUUAAACUUUUUGCAACCACAAAACCUGUAAUGCACCAUAUAGUAACAAAUAUGUUGGCAUUAUCAGUUGUCCUUUGUAAAUAUUAGAAUGUUUCCUCCCAAUGAUAAAACAUUGCUAAAAUUAAGCUUCACGAUUCAAAAGCUUGUUUUGGGGAAUUGAUAGUUAUCGAUGCCAGUCUAUUAUUCAGUGGCAGACAUAACUGAUCAUUCUCCAGAAUCCUAUUUUUCAUUGCAGUAUCUAACUUUUUGCCUCCUCUUUUUUGGUUUUGCUGGUUAUAAAGGUUUGGAUUGGAGAGGGCUCACUGGAUCCCAAUCCUUGGAGCUGGAUCAUUGGAUUCAAAUCAUAUUGUGGAUAGGAUAGGGAGGAUCAAUUGCAAGGAUUCAUGGAGCGGGAUCAAAUUACCAGGAACAUAGGAGUGGAUUCCUGCCCCAACCAAACCGCACUCGUGUGGAUUUUUGUUCAACUCAAUUGGCUAUUCCAAAGAAUUUUUCUCUCUCUAUUUUUGACGAUUGGAGCCCUUAAGAUGCACGAUGGAGUUUUCAUUUUUUGGUAAAAGGAGCAAAGCGAGGACCUGGAGAGGCACGCUGGAGCAUUCUCCUUGGAAGGAUUCAGCACGAGUAGAUGGUAAAUGUUAAAGGGGAAAAGGGGGGUUUUGUUUUAAAACAUACUAAGUCGUUUCUCUAAAUUUAAAGACAAAAAAAUGGAGUCUAAGAUCAAGUAGGCUUUCAAUUGGCUAUUGCCUCUUUUCUUUUGACAAAUAAAAUUUUAUGAAAAAGUG